This is a messenger RNA of Penicillium alfredii, 378 nucleotides long. RefSeq lists its product as uncharacterized. The transcript is spliced from 2 exons. The record is from RefSeq and is a predicted model, not a curated record. NCBI's taxonomy places the organism in Eukaryota, Fungi, Ascomycota, Eurotiomycetes, Eurotiales, Aspergillaceae. Bases 1 to 378 code for a protein of 125 amino acids.
AUGGUCACCCUUCGACCCAGACGCAAAACCACCCUGAUGAAUCCUCCCCAGGCCCCAAAGGCAAUCCGCAAAUCUCCUCGCAAGGCUCCCAACAUCCGUGCCGUCACUUGCCAGCGCUGCUUUCUUCGCAUGGACAAGCACCCUUGUCAUAUCCCCAAAGGAGUCAGGUCUGCAGUCGAUGAGGCACUCCAAUCCACGGGCAAGCAGCAGCAGGACCAGAUUCGGGCAGUUCAUCGGAGGAUCACUGCCUUGAGCCGACAGCGUAACGAGGAAAAGAAGAAGGCUGUCAUUAUCGAUAUGGCCGCCGAGGAACAGCUACACCAUUCCCUCAAGAAGGCCUUGUCAUUUGAAGAUGAGCCAGCGCAAGCUGAGGAGUGA